GAGAGCACUAAAGAGGAGGCAGCCCUGUUUGGAUCCAACCUUUAGUUUUCUCUCUAUAUAUAAAUACUAUAUAUAUUACAUAUAUUUGUUUAGUGAGUAGGAACAAAAUGCUCUGGAUUUUGCCGCUUGUGGUUGCGUUAACCCAACGCCACAUCACUGUAUCUGGACAAAGAGAUGGGGAGAUCAUCAACCAGAUCAAGGGGACCAAUCAGGCGCUGGCUGACAUCAAAGAGCUCCUCAAGCAACAGAUCCAAGAGAUCGUCUUCCUGAAGAACACCGUCAUGGAGUGUGAGGCGUGCGCAAUGCGUGGGGUCAUUGAGCCCCCAAAAGCCACGUGUGACCCCAACCCGUGCCACCCGGGCGUGAAGUGUACCGAGACAGCGGACGGAAUCUCAUGUGGACCCUGCCCAGACGGCAUGCUGGGUAAUGGAACACACUGCACCGAUAUCGACGAGUGUAAGGUGAUCCCGUGCGCCAUGGGGGUGCGCUGUGUCAACACGGCGCCCGGGUUCCGCUGUGGGCCCUGUCUGGCCGGCUACAUGGGCCCCCAGGUGCAGGGCGUGGGACUGGACUACGCCCGCAGAAACAAACAGAUCUGCAGAGACAUCAACGAGUGUGAGAUCAACAACGGCGACUGCGUGCAGAAUGCCAACUGCAUCAACACACCUGGCUCGUACAGGUGUACGUGCAAGCCCGGCUUCACAGGUGACCAGCUGAGCGGCUGCAAGGCGGAUCGGGGGUGUGGCGAGGGCCAGGUCAGCCCCUGCCACGCCCACGCCGACUGCAUCACCAACCAGGACGGCACCAUAGAGUGUGUGUGCCAUGUGGGAUGGGCAGGCAAUGGCUACUACUGUGCUCCUGAUGUGGACAUCGACGGCCUACCGGACCACCAGCUCAACUGCCCGGAGACAAACUGCCAAAAGGACAACUGCCUGACGGUGCCCAACUCCGGACAGGAGGACGCGGAUAAAGACGGCAUCGGAGACGCCUGUGAUGACGACGCGGACGGGGACGGCAUCUUAAAUGUGGAGGACAACUGUGUGCUCGUGCCCAACGUCAACCAGCGGAAUGUGGACGAUGACGAUUUCGGGGACGCGUGUGACAACUGCCGCACAGUGAAGAACGACCAGAGAGAUACGGACAGCGAUGGCAAGGGAGACGAGUGUGACGAUGACAUCGAUGGAGACGGCAUCAGGAACGAGCAGGACAACUGCAAGAAGAAGCACAACGUGGACCAGAAGGACAGGGACAGGGACGGAGUUGGGGACGCCUGCGACAGCUGCCCCUACGUCCCCAACCCAGACCAGCGUGACACAGAUGACGACCUUAUUGGAGACCCUUGUGACACCAAUAAGGACAGUGACGGUGAUGGCCAUCAGGACACGAGGGACAACUGCCCGUCCGUCAUCAACAGCUCUCAGCUGGACACCGACAAAGACGGCCUCGGGGACGAGUGUGACGAUGACGAUGACAACGAUGGAAUCCCCGACCUCAUCCCGCCCGGCCCUGACAACUGUCGCCUGGUCCCCAACCCCCUUCAGGAGGACUCCGAUGGGGACGGCAUUGGCAACUUGUGCGAGAACGACUAUGACAACGACACCUUCGUGGACAAGUACGACGACUGCCCCGAGAACGCGGAGGUCACCCUGACGGACUUCAGGGCUUUCCAGACGGUGGUGCUGGACCCCGAGGGCGACGCCCAGAUCGACCCCAACUGGGUGGUCCUUAAUCAGGGCAGAGAGAUUGUACAGACCAUGAACAGUGAUCCAGGCCUUGCUGUCGGUUACACAGCGUUUAACGGUGUGGACUUCGAGGGCACGUUCCACGUGAACACGGUGACGGAUGACGACUACGCCGGCUUCAUCUUCGGCUACCAGGACUCCUCGAGCUUCUACGUGGUCAUGUGGAAACAGGUGGAGCAGAUCUACUGGCAGGCCAACCCCUUCCGAGCCGUGGCAGAGCCGGGCAUACAGCUCAAGGCUGUCAAGUCCACUACGGGCCCAGGAGAGAACCUGCGCAACUCUUUAUGGCACACGGGGGACACCGUAGACCAGGUGAAGCUGCUGUGGAAGGACUCCCGUAACGUGGGCUGGAAGGACAAGACCUCCUACCGCUGGUUCCUCCAGCACAGGCCUACCGAGGGCUACAUCAGAGUUCGCUUCUACGAGGGUCCUCAGAUGGUGGCGGACACAGGCAUCCUGAUAGACACGACCAUGAGGGGGGGCAGGCUGGGGGUGUUCUGCUUCUCACAGGAGAACAUCAUAUGGGCCAAUCUGCGCUACCGCUGUAAUGACACGAUACCUGAGGACUUCGAGAGAUUCCGGACGGAACACGUGCAGCUGUCGUUUUGAUGUCGGAGCGGAGUGGAGAGGCGCCUCUGUUUCCAGACCGACGGGGACGACGGGGAGUCAGGUCCUUCCUCCUCCAGGAACACAUUCCGCAUCACAGGGAACAAUAAUAUCGACCUCGCUGGAGCCACGUGGAGGUCCCGCCCAGUGCCAACUGUUCAGUCGCUCUUAUCAGCUACAGUAGUGGUGACCCAGGGCAGCGUGGCGCACAACACAACACAGUACUGUUGGGAAGGGGAAUAUCUGAAUCAUAGAAGAAUGCCGCACUGCCAUGUUUGUUAAAGCGAUGGUGUACCAUGUUUGGAAAUAAGCUCAUACUACUAUACCUCUCCUUCAGUCAAUUCAUUGAGUCGUAGCCUGCUUUUCUUCUGUACUUCCAGCCAUUCUCUGAGUAUGGCAGUGCAAAUUUGAAGGUAAAAUUUCCACUGCCAUACUCAUAAUACGAUACUCUCAAUGACUUAACUCAAGGAGAGGUGUAAUAUAAGCUCAUUUCCAAAAAUGGCAAAAUGGCAAAAAGUGUUCAAUAAGUACCCAUACAUGUCUACCUGUGACGUCGCACAGUUCUGUGUAUGCACCCUUUCAGUUCCAUUUGACCUCGACAUAUUAGUUAACAUUGAAAUGUUGAAUAAAGGACUUUACAGGUC
Engraulis encrasicolus (European anchovy) is the source of this 2992-nucleotide messenger RNA. It is a transcript of the gene comp, whose product is annotated as cartilage oligomeric matrix protein. The record is from RefSeq and is a predicted model, not a curated record. Gene Ontology annotation, cellular component: extracellular region. The coding region runs from base 108 to 2351 and encodes 747 amino acids. The transcript is spliced from 19 exons. Lineage: Eukaryota; Metazoa; Chordata; Actinopteri; Clupeiformes; Engraulidae. Gene Ontology annotation, molecular function: calcium ion binding. Gene Ontology annotation, biological process: cell adhesion.